Molecule: messenger RNA, 1445 nt
Organism: Ectocarpus siliculosus
Lineage: Eukaryota; Phaeophyceae; Ectocarpales; Ectocarpaceae
Source: the annotation of a GenBank genome assembly
AUAGGGCCUUGGCUGGUAGCAGGAUGGUCGGAGAGCUUGGAGACGGUGAAUCAGCCACAGAUGGCAUUCCUCAACAGCUUGCUCAUGACUUGAUUCACCUCAUGGCCCACCAGAAAAUGGUGGUGGAAACACAGCACAUCCUCUCACGAUGCCAUAGCGACGACGCCAUUGUUGUCGUUGGCAGCGACGUCAAGCUACGGUUGGACAUCCUCGCCAUCGACGAAGAGCUCGAAAAUGCCUUGCUCAAUCAUGACCAGAAGGACCCGUCGAAGCCCUUUGAGCGCCUUCUUGAGCGGUUUGAUAUCCUCCACAAGAGCCUGGCGAACACCGACAGUGCGAUCAUCACGGAAAGGUGGCCUCAGAUGAGAGCUGCUCUUGUGCGACAGGCUGCGCUCUCCUGUUUCCUAGCCCAACAAAGGAAUCACGCUAGGCCGGAGCCCUUUGACUGGGGCAGCGUCUGUACGAAGGCGUACAUCAAGGUCGUAGACCGACUCAUUCCACAAGUGGAUUUCGAUCUAGACGCGCUUGACGAUGAAGAGCAAAUGUCCGCAUCGAAGGAGAGGCGGAACCUAACUGACGUGUUCAAAGAGAAGCACUGCAGCGUAAGCAGCAUCAAGCUUCGCACAUUGCUCAAGGAGAACAAGGUUGGUACCUUCGAGAAGGACAUGAAAGCGUUUACGCGAGCAUUGGAUCAAGCGCUGCUUCCGAGGCCGAAACUCCUCACGAUGUACAGCAACGACGGCUCCGACAUGAAUGUGGUGGACAUGACGGAUGGCCGUCAAGUUGGACUCCAGGGCUCCACUAGCAAGCCUCCAAUGAGAAGUCCAGCGAGAAGUCCGGUGAAGCGGUCGGCGAAGAGGAAGGCGGUCUCCCCAAUGCCAGCUACCGAAGAGACACCGCCUACUGCCCAAGCAUUGGCGAAGGCCAACGAGGGCCUCCAGCAAGAACUAAAUGACCACCGCCCCGGUACGGUGUCCGAAGCGCUCGCCAUCAGCGAACGCUUACCCCCGCCAAGCAGCCCAGCGGCCAAGCGUGCAGCCGUCGAGGACAACAGUGGCGGACCAGCUGACAAAAGGCCUGGAAGAGCCCCUUCGAGGAGGAGCGGAAAAUCUGUCACUAGGAGGGAAUCUCGGGGCGAACAGGUGGACUUCGACGAUUCGCAGAGCGUAGACGAGCCCCAAGAAGCGAGGGCUGCGCUUGGCGACCGCCCAUCGCCGGCGAAAGCGGCGGCGCUUCCCUCCGCCUCUGGCAAGGUAAAAGCCAAGAAGAGAAGCGGGCCCAGGACUCGCCACCCUUGGACAGAGGAAGAAGUGAAGCAUCUCAAGGCUGCGGUAAUGGCGCUGGGAAGGGGCAAGUGGUCCCUGGCUUUGGCGCAAUACAAAUUCCAGGAUUGCCGUACUGCCGUAGACCUGAAGGACAAGUGGCGCAACCUCACCAAGGACUGA